Molecule: messenger RNA, 2326 nt
Organism: Rotaria sp. Silwood2
Lineage: Eukaryota; Metazoa; Rotifera; Eurotatoria; Philodinida; Philodinidae
Source: the annotation of a GenBank genome assembly
AUCGCAGAUUUGACUUGACUUGACUUGAGAUAUUGGACUUCAAAGCAAUGACUUGACUUGACUUGACUUCAACCCUUUUUAUUUUUAUCAAUGACUUGACUUGACUUGAUUCUCUUCCAGAAAUGACUUGACUUGACUUGUGUGAAAAAAUAGCUGACUUGCCCAUCUCUGCUAUGCACACAAUACAUCAUCCACAUUCAGCCCUGUUUUUAGAGAUGAAGCAGAUUAAUGUAUGGUCAGAGCAGUUAAUGAUUAGAAUGCGUGCAUUGGUAGAAAAAGUACAUAUCUAUUCUCAUUUAUGAAAAUAUCAAUCGUGAAGUCAGACUGGUUUCUCUUACGCGUAGUCAAUUCCUUGAACGAUCUGAAAACUGUUGCUAAAUUGGUGUGUGACUAUCGGUACUAGUGUGAAUGAGAAGAAUAUCCCACAUCCACAACCUGAUUUACUUGUUAUUAUAUUAAUGAUUGUAUUAAAGAGAAUGCUGUUAUGUUUAUAUUCACCAACACAUAAACUUCUUGUUUUUACAAUAUGUCGAUUGUUUCAAGAAUUUACAAUAGCAUUUCAUUCAGUCAGUCUCACUUGCUCGACAUUUAGAAUUUUCUAGACCAAGCCGACGUGUUUUAGCUACUAACAUACUUGCAUAUUCAUUUGCAUUGGAUCAAAUUAUUUAAAUUAUUAUUUCGAGACAGUAAAAGGAUUAUAAAUUAACAUAUCGGACUCUAAAUAUAUGUUUUGUCAUUAAUAUACUUAUACCUAAAUCACCACGAUAAUUGAUACAACAAAACCGUGUUAUAGAAGCAAGAAAAGUAUUUAAAAGAAUAUUUUUAAUAAAUCGGUGACCAUUACAGGAUCGAUUAGAAUUAUUUUAGUCUCGUUUAUCAACUCAUGCAAUUGCUGCUAGAGAAGCUUAUUUAAAUGUAUAAAAACGACUUUGUCAAUUGAAAUUAAUGAAAAAAAUAUUUAAUUUUUAUUGUUCUUUGGGCAGUGACUAUUUCUGUUUAUUUAGGUAUGUUUCAAUAAUAUAACAAACUGAAUCGUUUUUUUUUCCUUCAAAGAACUUCAUAAUAUCCUUAAUAUAAUAGAUUUUAUGUAUUUGAAUGUAAAAUAUAUAAUACUAGAUAAAAAUUUAAAAAAAAUUUCUCAUCAAUAAAUUGCAGCAGAUAUUUUUAGUGUAUCCCACAGAGAAUUUUUCUAAGUGUCAAAUCACUUUUCAACCAAGAUGAUCUACAUUUGAUGAGUAAUAGAAAAGUCUAGAAUGGUUUGGCUUAUCGAGUCUUCGUUCUUGAGAUAUCGAAAUUGUACUAGAUUUUUGACCCCCCCCCUCCCCUUAGAUCACAUGAAAAAUCGACAUUCAACUUCAAACUUUUGCAUGAACAAAGUUCUCAAUGAGUUUAGUUCAUUGGACAAGUUGUAACUUUUCUAACGUCUUCUAUUCUGAGAUAAAUUUACAUUUCAAGGAAAGAAAUACUAUAAAAGCUAAAACUUGUUCAAUGAACUAAUCUCAUUAGGAAUCGAAGUUGUGCAAAGUUUGAAGUUGAAAUUCGAUUUGCUGCAUGAUUUGAGUGAGACGAGAAGUCUUUUAAAAUUUCAAUAACUCGAAAACGAAGGUCUUGAAAACCAAACAAUUCUAAACUUUUUCUAUUACUCAUCAAAUGCAUACCGUUCCAAUCGAAAAGUGAUUUGACACUUGCACAUGUUCCCACUUUAGUUUUCUAGUAAAUAGGGAAAAUAUUCAUAACAUCAGCUUCCUAUUUGAUAGUUUAUAGUAACUGAUAAAUUUGAGAGAGUUUUGAAUGUUAAUGUCGCACUAAUUAAAUUGGCCUUUCUAGAUCAUUAUUUAUAAGAUGCUAUAAAAAAAUUCAUCAUCAAAAUAAAAUACUUUUUUGAAUUUUUGAAAAGGUAUCAGUAGUGCAUUACAUGCAUUUACAAAUGAACCUCAUGAAUUCUUUAUAGUUGGCGCUGUUUGAGAAAUGAUUGGUCUUAAUGUAUGGUCAUGCACUUGCAUUGCUUGUUAAAUGACCUCGUCUUCUUAUUGUAUUUUUUACUGCAACUACUCUUGCUUUAGUACUUGUACUCGUUACAUAUGAUAAACAACCAAACGGCAAGAAUUUAAAUAAUUAAUUCAAUUUAUCUAAAUUAGUUUUUCUUUCAGUAAAUCUUUCCUUUUCUUUACUUAGUCAAUUAUCAACAUCAUCAUGUCAAUUAUUAAUUGUUGUCCAUACAACUAAAACAUAUCUAACAGCUCCUUGUUCAACAAGUGUUGAUUUAUCAGUAUGGAUUGUUUCAAUGAUUGGACCACAACUAUCAGCUACUCAAUAUUUUGUUUAG